AUGGCUGAUGCUAGUCCUAUUGGACUCGGGGCAUUGCUGAUUCAGGUAGACAAGCACGGCAAACAUCGAUUGAUCAGUUAUGCAUCUAAAUCCCUGACCAGUACGGAGAAACGGUAUUGUCACACGGAAAAAGAAGCUCUCGCUUUAGUUUGGGGUGUUGAGAAGUUCUACAUUUAUUUGUAUGGGAUCGAGUUUGAAAUUCUGACCGAUUGCAAAGCUCUCAUCUAUCUGUUUACACCGCGAUCACGACCUUGUGCCCGAAUCGAAAGAUGGGUGCUACGGCUGCAAGGAUUCGAUUACGUAGUAACGCACAUUCCAGGCGAUCAGAACCAAGCAGACGUGUUGUCGAGGCUGUCAACACUGCGACCAGUAGCUUUCGAUCAGCGAGAGGAAAUUAUGAUCACAGAGAUAACGGAUUACGCUGCAAACGCGGUGGCUGUUCCAUGGGGACAAAUGGUAGAAGUUUCCAAAGUGGAUGAGGAAAUCCAGCAGGUUUUGGAUCUUAUGGGACAAGAUAAACGUGACGAACUGCCAAUCGAAUUCCGGAUGUUCGCUAAUGAACUUUGCCAAGUAGGAGAUCUUUUAUUACGCGGAGAUCGUAUAGUUGUUCCACGAGCAUUACGAUCACGGGUUCUUCAAAUUGCGCAUGAGGGUCACCUGGGUUCCUCAAUGAUGAAAUCAACGUUGCGUUUAUCAGUAUGGUGGCCCAAGAUGGACAGAGAGGUAGAGAACUUUGUGAGGAAUUGCCGAGGAUGCAUAUUGGUAUCUGCACCAGACGUACCGGAACCUAUGACAAGGAAACAGCUGCCGGAUGGACCCUGGAAGGAAAUAGCUAUCGACUUUUUGGGACCACUGCCGGAAGGUCAAUGGCUUUUUGUAGUAGUUGACUAUUACAGCCGUUUCGUAGAAGUAGUAGAAAUGUGGGACAUUACAGCUUCUGAUACAAUCCGAGAACUAUCGACGAUGUUCGGUCGUUUCGGAGUUCCGAUCACAAUGAGAGCCGAUAAUGGACCCCAAUUGGGUAGCGAGUGUAAGGAGCUUAAAGCAUUCUGUAAGGAAUUCAACAUUGAGUUGGUUAAUACCAUACCGUACUGGCCGCAGGCAAACGGUGAGGUGGAACGUCAGAAUCGGAGUAUCUUAAAACGGUUGCGAAUAUCGCAGGAGCUGGGCAAAGAUUGGCGCCUUGAGUUGCGGAAAUAUCUGCUGGCAUACCAUUCUACAUCUCACCCGACCACUGGUAGGUCCCCGUCGGAAUUGCUGUUUGGACGUAGGAUCAGGAAUUAG
Toxorhynchites rutilus septentrionalis is the source of this 1284-nucleotide messenger RNA. RefSeq lists its product as uncharacterized. The transcript has a single exon. Bases 1 to 1284 code for a protein of 427 amino acids. NCBI's taxonomy places the organism in Eukaryota, Metazoa, Arthropoda, Insecta, Diptera, Culicidae. The record is from RefSeq and is a predicted model, not a curated record. Gene Ontology annotation, molecular function: nucleic acid binding. Gene Ontology annotation, biological process: DNA integration.